UCUCAAGAAAAACUGAUAAAUUUGGGAAAUGCUAGGUCUGUAAUAGGGAUAUUGUAUGACCAUCAUUUUAAGGGUAAUCUUGUAUACCAAUGGAGCAAAUAACUUCAAAAAUCAAAACAAAUUCAAACCGUUUCCCAAUUGUCAUGCUUUAUUGGACACAGUUAUAUAAGUGUGUAGGUGUGUGGGGGGGGGCAGGUAGUUUAGAAUCUUCUAAAUAGUCCAGGAUAGAAACCAAAGAGAAGAUGUUUAGUGAAAAUUAAAUAGUUUCCACUUCGCUGACUUUUUAUUCUUCACUUUAAACUUUGUAUAAAGUUACUUUAAUAAUAUUGAAUCUUGUUUUCAUCAUACAAACUUUAUUGAUUUAGAGAGUUAUCAUAUUUUGUAUCCAUUGUAUUGAUAAUUGAUCAGAUUGUUGCUGGUUACAGUUUAAACAGUUUAAAACUAACUGUGCGCAUGAAAACAUAAUUAUGCCGCGUCACAUUGUAAUAUUUAUUCUGAGUGUAACAGUAUUUACCACAGUGCAAUCACAGUUAGAAAACUAUGUGAUUGUUAGAUCCCAAAGCCUGUGUAUUCCGCCAUAUCAGAAAGUUGGGAAACAGUGUUUAUUUUUCUCAAGACCUCAUUCUCCUUGGGGUUUAUCUGAUACUUGGCACCAGGCAUAUAAGAGUGUAUAUGAUGCAGCUGUAUUCUGUAUGGCACAUGACGGUCAACUAGCAGAACAAGUUCAAGAUUUUAAAAGUGCUUUAGACCUUUGCGCUACUGUCAGAGGAGGAUGUGCUCCCAGCCUGGUGGCUCGGCGUGGACAUUGUUUUCAAUGGAAUCCGCUAGAUGGUUCUGAGAUCGAGAUUCCAUGUAAUCACCCUGAUCUGAAAGCAAGAUUUAUAUGUCAGCAAAACUAAGCAAUUAAUUUUAAAUUAUAAACUGUGAUGAUUUACCGGAGCUUGAUGUUAUAACUACCUUUAUCGUACACCCACCCCCUCCCUCACCCCUCAGUCCCCUCCCCAUCCCUUAUCCUACCCCUCCACCCACAGCCUGAGCACUAUGAAUAAGGUUUUUUGGGCUCUUCGGUUGCACCUGAAAAGUCGAUGAGGCAUAUUUUCAAAUUGUAAUUUCUAAAAUGUUUUUUUUGCUUCAUGCAAAACGUUGAUUCAUGUGCAAAAGAUAUCCAUGAAAAAAAAAUCAUUCUUUUGCAUAGUGUAAACAAAAUAAAAGAGAGUUUUGAAAAA
Messenger RNA from Eurytemora carolleeae, 1226 nucleotides. RefSeq lists its product as uncharacterized. Bases 468 to 899 code for a protein of 143 amino acids. Lineage: Eukaryota; Metazoa; Arthropoda; Copepoda; Calanoida; Temoridae. The record is from RefSeq and is a predicted model, not a curated record. The transcript has 5 exons.